Molecule: messenger RNA, 1587 nt
Organism: Cryptococcus wingfieldii CBS 7118
Lineage: Eukaryota; Fungi; Basidiomycota; Tremellomycetes; Tremellales; Cryptococcaceae
Exons: 8
Coding region: 1-1587 (528 amino acids)
Biological process (GO): transmembrane transport
Cellular component (GO): fungal-type vacuole membrane
Molecular function (GO): transmembrane transporter activity
Source: RefSeq, a predicted model, not a curated record
AUGGCCUCGCCCCCGGUCCCCCCACUUCGACAUGCCGUCACUCAGCCGCAGACAAAGCUGGAAGACGACCAAGUGGUUCACAACACCAACAUACGGCCUGUGCAAUCUAGAAGAGAGGUCGACCCGUUUCCACUUCAUCUCGCUCGCUCUCUAUCUCGGUCCCAGUCACAAAACGCACCCUCGUUACAUCGCCCCCUCACAAGACACGAUGGACUCGACAAUAUACCACCACCUCUACCAGCCUCGCCUCAGCAACUGGAGAGAAUGCUGUCAGGUAAUCCUGACCUCGAAAGACAGAUGGGCGUUAAUGAUGAGGACGUCGGGCCGCCGCCAGAAGGAGGGAUGGAAGCUUGGUGCUGCGUUGGUGCUGCUUUUAUGGUGCUGUUCUGUAUAUUUGGAUUUGUCACUAGUUUUGGACAACUCAAAUCGUACUAUCUAGAAAAUCAACUUUCAGAUUACUCUCAAUCUGACGUCGCCUGGAUCGGAACUCUGCAAUCGUUCCUCACAUUCGCUGGGUCAAUUGCGUCGGGAAGAUAUUUCGACUCGCAUGGUGCUAGGACGAUCACAAUCGUGGGAACCAGCUUGAAUGUUGGAGCCACUAUCGCGCUGGCAUUCUGUAAGGAAUAUUAUCAGCUCAUCUGUGCCCAUGCUCUUUUCGGGUUGUCCGGGACAAUCAUGUAUUCGCCAUCGACAGCUGUAUCAGGUCACUGGUUUAUGAGAAAAAGAAGCACUGCGGUCGGCAUCGUGGUGUGCGGGGCUGGCGCAGGAGGCAUCAUAUAUCCUAUAGCUCUCAAGAAGUUGUUUGAGAAACUCAGCUUCCGAGACAGCAUCCUCAUCAUCGCGGGCAUGAAUGCUGUUUUGAUGUUCCCUGCUUGGUUCUUCCUCAAAGCGCGGUUGCCUCCGAGGCAGCCCCCACCAUAUCGAAACAUGAGGAGACCCUGGAAAGAAGCCCGAUAUACGUGUCUUGUGGCCGGUUCAGCUCUGGUGAUGAUGAACGUCUUCUCCCCAUAUUUCAACGCCCCCAUAUUGUUCAACUCCAACAACCUAUCUCCAGAGCUGGCUGAUUACUCCAUCGCCAUCCUCCAGGCUGGGUCCAUGAUUGGCCGAGCCAUGUCCGGCGCUCUUGCAGAUCUCUUUGGAGUAUGGACAGUCUUCCUUUGCUCCAUCCUUGGGAGCUCUAUAUCUGUAUAUGCCUUCUGGGUGCCACCAUCCAUCAACGCUGCGACUGCUGUUGUCGGAUUGGUUGCAUACGGAGCUUUCAGCGGAGCUUGGAUAGCGUUGGUAGCUGCCAGCUGUGGAGCUAUCAGCCCCACUAGAGAGUUCGGCAUGCGUCUGGGUAUGCUGUGGUCUACCACUUCCAUUCUCGCCUUGGCUGGACCUGUCAUUUGUGGUCUUCUCAUCACCUCCAACGGUGGCAAGUUCGAGCACGCUGGACUCUUUGUUGGCUCAACGCACCUCGUAGGUGCGGGCCUGACUGUUGCGCCUAGAUUCUUGGAGAUCUUGAGAGAUGGUUAUCGUCAGCUGGGUGGAAAGUCAGGCGAAUCGUAUAUAAUCAAAGAGACGAAGGAGAGGUCGGCGUCUGGAUAA